AUGUCGGGAAGCAAGGCAUUUAUUGUAGGUAUCAGCGGGUGCUCUUCAAGCGGGAAGACGACCCUUGCUCGAUUGCUACGGGACAUCUUUCCCAGUACCAUGAUACUGCAUGAAGAUGACUUUUACAAAACGGAUACCGACAUACCUGUGCGAAAUGGGUUCCAAGACUGGGACUGUGCCGAUGCGAUUUCCAUUCCCGACAUGGAAGAAGCACUCGUUCAUAUUCACGCCACCGGCACCUUUCCUGCCAGCCUGGAUUCCAAGGAGGACCAGAACUCGGUAGGAAAGCGGCCCGUCUCCGAUGCCAAAAUGCAAGCGAUGAAGGCGAAAGUGGCGAGCUGGCUGGAGAAGGCAAAACCGAUCCACAAAUUAUUCACGGAAGGGAGCCUGCGCCUCUGCUUAUUUGACGGGUUUCUCUUAUACUCCCAGGAAAUGCAGUCGGUCAUGAACCUCAUAGAUCUCAAGCUGUUUCUGCUAGUGAGUCGGGAAAAGGCGGUGCAGAGAAGAGAGGCUCGUGAUGGCUACGUCACGCUAGAGGGGUUUUGGAAGGAUCCUCCGGGAUACGUGGAAAAGAUAGUGUGGCCCAACUACGCGACUUCUCACGCGUGGCUAUUCGAAAAAGGAGAUGUUGAGGGCAUACCAAACAAGGCCGUGCUGGCGGAGACGGGCAUCAUGGCCCAGCUGGAUCGCGGGCUUGACGUCGAUAUGGAGACCACCCUUGAGUGGGCUGUGGAGAAGGUGAUUACCGGACUCGAGGAGUUUGCCUUGGUGAAUGACACAACAAACGAAGGUGUUUAA
Molecule: messenger RNA, 798 nt
Organism: Parascedosporium putredinis
Lineage: Eukaryota; Fungi; Ascomycota; Sordariomycetes; Microascales; Microascaceae
Source: the annotation of a GenBank genome assembly